UCGACAAAUAAAAGUGUAAUGAGACCAAGAAAAGUACCAAGGGCUAAAUAUGCGUUUCUCCUAAAUACGAUCACGGAGGUGUACCUUAAGACUCCGUCUUGUCGUUUCUAGAGGCGGUAACCUAGAAAUACCGGUUGCGUGGAUAAAACCAAAUGGCCAUGGAAUCAACAAGGAUUGUUGCAGUACAGUGCGAAAGGCUGUAUCAGGCACUGUGCGAGUGCCACAGACGUAUACCGGCCGGUCAAGGAAGAGAGGUGUCAUGUAGGCACCUGAACCGUGGUCUGGCAGAGUGCCUGGUAUCAGUGGUUUGUCCUGAAGAGUCGGAGGCGGUUCGCAGCCUAUGCAAUAGUGGUGGAACUGCCUUGAAGCGGUCGCAGUGCCGCCAGGCUCAGCUCUCUCUCUCCAUCUGUCUAUCUUCCCACCAGUCCUGAUUCCUCAAUUUCAAUACCCAGCUCAGUCUAGCUCCUCCAUUAAUAUGGGAAGCCAUCGAUUGUUGGUUGUUGAUGGAGGAGAGAAAAGGGUGCUAGCGUUAGUGUUGGCGUAGUAAGAACAUGAACGACCAAGAUUCUCUCUUGACAAUUGCAUGCUCUCCAUUACCCCCGUUGGCAUACUUGAUGCUCUCAAGUUGAUGAUUACUUUGUUUGAUCGUUUGAGGGAGAGUGCUAUCCACCAUAUGGGUUUUCACAAGGUUGUUUAUUUAGUUUGGUGGCCAAGGAUUUGGGUCCAGCAGUGCAAGUCUAUCUUGUUUAAUCCAGCUAUUCAACCUCUCUAUUAUGUUAUAUUCUUUGGAGGUUGUCAUCUCAGACGGCGGUAGGUAGGGCUGUGAUGGCAGAUGCUUUGAAUUGUUCUUUAAUUUCAUUUUUAGGCCUUUGGGCCAAUCUUAAUCUGAGCCUUAAGCUCGUUAUCUUAAGUUUUAUGGAUCUUGUACCCUCUGUUUCAAACCCUUUAGGGUUAGAUAUGAUUUGACCUUUGGUCUUUUUAUAGGCCUUUAUUUAUUGUAAGAGGAUAUGUUGUACUA
This is a messenger RNA of Ricinus communis (castor bean), 1018 nucleotides long. RefSeq lists its product as uncharacterized. The transcript is spliced from 2 exons. The record is from RefSeq and is a predicted model, not a curated record. Lineage: Eukaryota; Viridiplantae; Streptophyta; Magnoliopsida; Malpighiales; Euphorbiaceae. Bases 153 to 431 code for a protein of 92 amino acids.